AUGUCGUCCUCCUCUGCCCCGCGCUCAUUCUCGCCUUCCACGGCCGACGCACCCAGCCUGGCCCCGCUCACCUUCCAGGACCGCAUCGGCGUACCCCUCCACGCGACAAGGCACUCUUCCCGCGUCCUCUCCCAGUCGACCCGCAUCCACAUCCUCAACGACAAGCUCACCGACGACCAAGCACGCCAGCUUGGCCACCUCGUCGUACACCUCGGAGGACAACUCACCUCGACACCGAGCGCGGCCAACAUCAUCAUCACUGCGCUCACUGCGCCGAAACGCAUCGCAAAGCACAUACACCCAGACGAUGCCGCUUCAAAAUUCCUCGUCAGCCCGCAAUGGCUCCACCACGUCCAGCGCACCGGCCUCCUCGUCGAUCCAGACGAGUAUGCCGUCACACGAAGGUCAGGCACAAAGAGAGCACUGGACGACCACCAGACUGAAUCGGCCCAGCAUUCAAAGAGGCCUAGACUCGACAGCGACACCCUACUAGAUGGCCACAACGCCACCGACACGCCGAGCGGCCCAUCGCAAGCAGACAGCGAGCGCCCGUUCCCCUGGCAGAAUACAAAGUUCGCCUGCAAGAGGCCGUCGCCCCUCAAGUGCAUCAACCAGGCGCUCGUCGACGAGCUCGAAGUCAUCCACGCAGAGCGACGCCUCACCGGCGACUCGUACUCGGAGAUGGCCUACAUGCGCGCCCUCUCGGCCAUCAAGGCCUACCCGCGCUCCCUCGCAAACGCCCCCUCGCAGGCCGACAAGAUUAAGGGCGUCGGCAAAAAGGUCGCCCUGCUCGUCCACCAGUUUUUCACCGAGGGCCGCAUCGUUGAAGCCAAGAUUAUCCGCCGCGACCCCGCCAUCGCCACCAUCAAGAGUUUCACUGAGCUGUACGGUAUCGGGCCGGUGGGAGCGCGAGAGGCGUACAACGAGGGAUGCCGCUCCUUUGCGGAUGUUCUGGGCAAGGGCCGAAGCCUUGCUACGGCUCUGAGCGUUUCAGAGAGCCUUCGAAUUCUCCCGGAUCUGAGGCGCCCCAUCCCGCGACACGAGUGCGAGUCCAUCACAGAAAUGAUCAUGACGAUGCUCGACGCAAUCCUGCCCGGCUGUGUGCACACCAUCUGUGGCGGCUACCGGCGCGGAAAGGCGCAGAGCUACGACCUCGACAUUGUCGUCGGCCACCCGCGGGCCAGUCGGGCCGUUCUGCAUUCGCUCUUUGACAAGAUGAAACGACAGGGCCUCGUAUCGCACGUCGUUAGCAUCUCGACGCCGCAGGACGACGAGGCGACUGACGUGCAUGUCGAUGUGGCCCACCUCGUCGUCGUACCGCCCAACAGCGGCGGGUUGCAUCGCCGGGUCGAUCUGGUCUUUGCGCCAGAGACCGUCUACGGCGCAGCGGUGCUGGGCUAUACGGGCUCAAUCGUGUUUGAGCGCGAUAUCCGCGUGUGGUGCCGCAGUCGAGGCUACAAGUUCUCGUUCACGGGCGUGACGAGGUUGGCAGAUAACGUCGUGGUCGAUACGCCCACUGAGGAGUCGGUCUUUGAGCUGUUCGGCUUGCCCUUCAUGCCGCCGAGGUGGAGAAACUGCGAUGCCUGA
Molecule: messenger RNA, 1587 nt
Organism: Pseudozyma flocculosa PF-1
Lineage: Eukaryota; Fungi; Basidiomycota; Ustilaginomycetes; Ustilaginales; Ustilaginaceae
Exons: 4
Coding region: 1-1587 (528 amino acids)
Biological process (GO): double-strand break repair via nonhomologous end joining
Cellular component (GO): nucleus
Molecular function (GO): DNA-directed DNA polymerase activity; DNA binding
Source: RefSeq, a predicted model, not a curated record